Trifolium pratense (red clover) is the source of this 1445-nucleotide messenger RNA. Its product is annotated as O-glucosyltransferase rumi homolog. NCBI's taxonomy places the organism in Eukaryota, Viridiplantae, Streptophyta, Magnoliopsida, Fabales, Fabaceae. Bases 1 to 1347 code for a protein of 448 amino acids. The record is from RefSeq and is a predicted model, not a curated record. The transcript has 6 exons.
AUGGAUGAUCCCCAACAUAGUCACCUGGUUCGCAAUUCGUUCCGUGAUAACACAAUUAUUUUGCUUCUUGUCUUUGAUCAGAUCAAAACAACAAGCACUUCUCCUACCAAAACAAUUACAAACAUCAAAAGGCAAGAAAUCAAAUACACACUAAAUUGCAUCAAUGGCAGCCAGACAAGAACCUGUCCAAGGGAUCAUUCCCUAAUUCAAACAUUCAAACAAGAUCAAGAUUCAUCAUUAACUGCAUCAACAUGUCCAGAGCACUUUAGAUGGAUUCAUGAAGAUCUAAAACCAUGGAAGAGUAUAGGAAUCACAAGGGAAAUGGUGGAGAGUGGAAAAAACAUUUCACAGCUUAGAAUUGUGAUUAAACAAGGAAAAACUUAUGUAGAAACUUAUGGAGAUUCAUUUCAAACAAGGGACCUGUUUACUGUAUGGGGAAUAGUACAACUUUUAAGGUUGUACCCUGGAAGAGUACCAGAUUUGGAGCUAUUGUUUGAGACUGGUGACAAAACUGUGUUGGAUAAACAAAAGUUUCAAGCUGUGACACCACCACCUAUUUUUAGUUAUUGUGGACAGAAUAAUGCUCUUGAUAUUGUCUUUCCUGAUUGGUCCUUUUGGGGUUGGGCUGAGACUGGAAUAAAACCUUGGGAGAAAGUGUUGAAGGACAUACAAGAAGGCAACAAGAAGAUCAAAUGGAAGGAUAGGGUACCCUAUGCUUUUUGGAAAGGAAACACACAUGUGUCCUCAACAAGGUAUAAGCUUAGGAUGUGCAAUGCCACAGACCAACAUGAUUGGAAUGCUCGUAUAUAUUCACUGCACUGGGAUAAGGAAAUUGAACAAGGGUUCAAGAACACAAAAUUAGAAGAUCAAUGUACACACAGGUACAAGAUUUAUGUUGAAGGGGUAUCAUGGUCAGUGAGUGAAAAAUAUAUAAUAGCAUGUGACUCAAUGACCUUGUUCAUAAAGCCAAGAUAUUAUGAUUUCUUUUCAAGAAGCUUAGUACCUCAUAAGCACUUUUGGCCCAUCAGCAAGCAAAACAUGUGUGAAGAUAUUAAGCAUGCGGUAGAUUGGGGCAAUACACAUCCAAAAAAGGCAAAAGCUAUUGGUAGAGAAGGGACAAAGUUCAUAGAAGAGAAUGUAAAGAUGAAGUUAGUGUAUGAUUAUAUGUUACAUCUAUUGACUGAAUAUGCAAAGCUCUUGAAAUUUGAACCAACCAUACCUUCAGAAGCUUUUGAGGUUUGUUCUGAAAAUUUGGCAUGUCCAGUGGAUGGUAUUUGGAGGGAAUUUAUGGUUGAUUCCAUGGUUAAGUCACCAAGUGAUACACCUCCAUGUACAAUUAUUUAUUGAUGACAAAUAAGCUAUGAAAGGAUAAUUAUAUUUUAGUACAUUGUAGACUUUUUUUUUAAACAAGAAACAGAACACUAGUACAAUAUAUUAUAUAAUAC